Pecten maximus is the source of this 3642-nucleotide messenger RNA. Its product is annotated as procollagen-lysine,2-oxoglutarate 5-dioxygenase 1-like. The coding region runs from base 177 to 2402 and encodes 741 amino acids. The transcript has 21 exons. The record is from RefSeq and is a predicted model, not a curated record. Gene Ontology annotation, molecular function: L-ascorbic acid binding; procollagen-lysine 5-dioxygenase activity; iron ion binding. Gene Ontology annotation, biological process: peptidyl-lysine hydroxylation. NCBI's taxonomy places the organism in Eukaryota, Metazoa, Mollusca, Bivalvia, Pectinida, Pectinidae. Gene Ontology annotation, cellular component: endoplasmic reticulum.
GAGGUCAUAGGUCAAACUGGAAGUAUCAGAUUUCUGCUAAGAACUGAACGUGUGAUGUGGCACCGCUCGUGCAAACUGCUGCCAUAGCUGAGAAAGGUUUUUAAAACUGGGCAUUUUGAGUUAUACUGUGGACGACACUAUUAUAAUACAGCCCAUUGAAAGCCUGAACUUCCACAAUGAGCCGUGAGAAUAUGCAGACUUUCUUUAGGUUAUCGAUGUUUGGCUUGGUUUUGUUUUGGUUUGGGACGACAGUGGUUUCUUGCACAGACAUUCAAGUGGUCACUGUGGCAACACAUGCCAAUGAUGGUCUCCGACGCUACAUGAAGUCUGCACAGAAGUAUGGAUUUGAUGUCAAGGUCCUGGGGUUUGGUCAGAAGUGGGAUGGCGGUGAUAUGGAAAAAGGUAUUGGCGGAGGUCACAAAAUCAACUUGAUGAAAGAAGGAAUUGAGGAGUUUGCUGGACGGGAAGAUCUCCUCUUAAUGUUUACAGACAGUUACGAUGUUGUAUUUACCAACACUGAUGAAGAAUUGAUGAAAAAGUUUAAGAAAUUUGAUGCACGAGUCGUGUUUUCUGCUGAAGGAUUCUGCUGGCCGAGACACGAGUACGCUGCACGUUACCCAGAAGUCAAAGCUCAGGAAAGCCGAUUCCUCAAUUCUGGAGGAUUCAUUGGUUAUGCCAAAGAUAUUGUUGAAAUUGUCAACCACAAGGUGAUCGGUAACCAAGACGAUGAUCAACUAUACUACACAGAAAUCUUCCUAGAUAAAACCCUCCGAGAGAAAUGGAACAUCAAGUUGGACACCAAAUCAGAAAUAUUUCAGAACCUUCACGGUGUUUUAGGUGGAAGAGAAAUUAGGCCGAGUGGAAAUGUUGACCUGAAGUUUGUUGGCUCCAGGAGUUAUCUGUACAACUCUAAGACUGGCACCACUCCUAUUGUAAUCCAUGGAAACGGUCCCAUCAAGGUGGAGUUUAAUCGGAUUGCCAACUACCUUGGUGACGGUUGGACACAGAGCAUGGGCUGUCAGUCAUGUGGACAAGAUUUCAUCAUUCUGAGAGAUGUAAAGCCUGACGAUUUCCCCACAGUACUGAUUGCUCUGAUGAUAGAACAGCCCACACCAUUCCUCAAUGAGUUCCUGGGACAUAUACGAGACCAAAUCUACCCAAAACAAAAAAUUGACCUUUUUGUUCAUAACAAGGUGAAGCUCCAUGAUAAGACCGUGUCAGACUUUCUGGAGAAUGUCAAAGAUGAGUACCACUCCAUAAACCACUUACGGGCAGACGAUCAGGUGACAGAGGUCCAGGCCCGCAACUGGGCGCUCGAGGAGUGUGCCAAGAGAAAGUGUCAGUACUUCUUCAAUGUUGAUUCCACUUCCCAGCUUCGUCACCAUGGGGGAUUACACAUUCUUAUCGAGACCAACAGGACUGUACUAGCACCGAUGCUGACACGGCCGUACAAACUCUGGUCUAACUGGUGGGGUAAUCUCAAUAAGAAUGGAUUCUACGCCCGUUCAGAUGAUUACAUGGACAUUGUACAGAAUACCAAAAUGGGUUUAUGGAAUGUUCCAUUUAUCACUGGGACAUACCUUGUCCACGGAUCAUUGGUACCAUCCUUACUCGGGGCCUACACCCACCCUGACCUUGACCCCGAUAUGGCAUUUUGUAAAGUCAUUCGUGAAAAGGAAACAUUCAUGUUCGUAUCAAACAUGUUUAUGUACGGACACCAGACCGAUCCAGAUAAUUACGAGACAACUCACAAACAUAACGACCUGUUUGAAAUUUUCAACAACCCCUGGGACUGGGAGCUGAAGUAUAUCAAUGAAAACUAUUCCAUCAGUCUAGACCCUAACUACACACUUCCCGAGCCCUGUCCUGAUGUGUUCUGGUUCCCGAUUGUCACUGAUGACUUCUGUGAUCAACUCAUUUCGGAGAUGGAGAAUCAUGGUGGUUGGUCCGGUGGCCGUAACAGUCACAAGGAUGACAGACUGGCUACUGGCUAUGAGAAUGUACCAACGGUUGACAUCCAUAUGAAUCAGAUCGGGUUUGAGAGACACUGGCUGCAUUUCCUAAAGAUCUACGUGUCAAAGUUACAACAGCGCGCAUACGAGGGCUAUUUUCAUGAUCCUCCACAUGCAAUCAUGAACUUUGUGGUACGUUACCGUCCUGAAGAGCAGCCGUUCCUUAGACCUCACCACGAUUCAUCUACAUUUACCAUUAAUGUAGCUCUCAACACACCAAACGUAGACUUCGAGGGAGGUGGCUGUAGAUUUAUACGGUACAACUGCAGCGUCCAAUCAACAAAAAAAGGCUGGAUGUUGAUGCACCCAGGAAGGCUGACACAUUACCAUGAAGGACUGCAUACCACAAAAGGCACACGUUACAUCAUGGUGUCAUUCAUUGACCCAUAAACAACAUAACGUCAUGGUGUCAUUCAUAGAACCAUAAACAACGGGACAUCAUGAUGUCAUUCAUAGAUCUGUUAACAACAUAAUGUCAUGGUGUCAUUCAUAAACUGCUUAUUUUUUCAUAGACCCUUAAAUACAAGCUUUCAUAUGUAAUGUCUUAAAUUAUUAAUCACAGUUAAAAGGUAAUAAUCGGACCAUAAAUAAAGUUUCACAUUUUCUGGUAAAUUGCGUCAAUCUCUAUACUAUAAACUGGUCAGCUUGGGGUUGAAUUUCUCUAUGUAGUAAAUAUAGCUGACUUAAGAAACAUCAAUAUGUAUUUGCUUUUUACACAGAUGUACCAUAUGUUGCACUAAAUGAAAUGUGUCAUAAAAAUGUCUUGGAAAAGAGAGAGAUUAACUUGUCGGGAGGUUAUUUAUUAAGAAUACUUACCAUCAAAUACAAUAUCUACACAGUGGACAAGUGUUCACUGAUGUUUACAAUCGUUUAUUAUAUUUUUAUAAAAAUUUCAGUUAAGAAUGUGAUAUUUGUGAAAUCAUUUUUCUGCUGUUUAUGUCUGAUUUUAUUUGAUAUAUAAAAGAGAUAAUGAUUAAAUUUGUAUUAUCUUGCAAUAUGAUGAAAGUGAAGUGAUAGAGUGUAAGAUGUUAGAUACUGGUCAAUAUAGAGUCACAACUACUACAGUAGAUUUCAAAAGUGUUAAUUUUGAUAUUUUAAAGAUUCUGUAGGGAAUUUUUAUUCUUGAAAUAGACCACAUUUGUCAAAAAACCAUAAAAACAAAAAACAAACCAUAUAUAUAUACAGAGAUAUAUUUCUGUCUUGUAUAUGUAUGUAAUAUACCUAGUUAGAGGCUGUUCACACAGCUGUAGUAAGAUAGUAUCAAGUGUUUACAAAGAUAGAUUCUGUAUAUGUAUAUACACACAGCAGUAUUUCUACAGAAGUGGUACAUUCUGUUUUUGAAGUUUCUAGCUAACACACCAUAUAUAUGUAUAUUGUAGAUUUUUCACUGCCAUAUAUAGAUGUUUUAUUAAUGCUACCUAUAUCUGCCGUCCAUCACUAUCUACCUGUUGUAAUGGAAACCUGAAUAUAUUUCCUAAUCUGCUCACCAUAUUCAGGUUGACCUUGCAGGUUCUGCUGCUGACAUUUCUAUCAGACCUCCACUCAGAGACCGAACAGACCUCCACUCAGAGACCAAACAGACCUCCACUCAGAGACCAAACAGACCUCCACUCAGAACAGACCUCCACUC